UUCUUACUUCUAUUCGGUCAAUUAAUAGAAAAGAAGAAGCAGCAAGCACAAGAGUUUAUUGCCAGAAUAGAAGGGUGGGAACUAGUUGUGAUUUUUGCCCUGAUUUUAACAGAAGAAACAAAGCAGUUUGCCAAAUAAGAACUCGCAGUAAAGUAAGUCAUAAAAUAGUUGAUAAUGCUUGUGCUUGUGAAGAGUGUAAAGAAAAGUUUGAAAACAAUGAACUGCCUAAAUGUGAGAAGUGUGGACAAUUGAAGACCAGAAUGAGUUUUCAUUACAAUUGUUCUGAAAAUAAGGAAAAAGAAUUACCAGUUUUACCUCAUGAAGAAAGAGUUGCUACUAGAUAUGAACGACAAAUAAAUACUUUAAGAGAAGAAAAAGUUGUGGCGGAAGAAAUAAUUGAGGAGGAAAGAGCCGCCCAUGAAGACUUUAUGAAAGAAUUGUUAGAUCGAAUUAAAGAGUUAGAAGUUGAAGUUGCCAGACUAAAAAAGCAAACCUCCCAAGAACUAGAAAAAGAAAUCAACGAAUUAAAAUCACAAUUGGCUCAAUUGCAACAGCAGAAUAAUCAAUUAGUUGCUCAAAUUGAAACUCCUCCUAAGGACAAAGGCAUCAAAAAUCUAUUCAAAUUUAAUUGA
Scutellospora calospora is the source of this 632-nucleotide messenger RNA. NCBI's taxonomy places the organism in Eukaryota, Fungi, Glomeromycota, Glomeromycetes, Diversisporales, Gigasporaceae. The record is from the annotation of a GenBank genome assembly.